UUUCCUGCGGUUAUAUUUUCAAGAUGGAGGUCGACGAGCAAGGUGCGACUGGGGGAGCCGAGGAAGGUACAUCCAGGGGGGUGAUGGCAGCCCCUGGAACAGCGGGAAGUGUAACAGUCCAGCUGCACCCCCUGGUGAUCAUGAACGUGUCAGAACACUGGACCCGCAUCCGCGCUCAGGAGGGCAAGGCUGUACAAGUUCUGGGAGCCCUGCUGGGUAAGCAGUCAGGGAGGAACCUGGAGAUCUGUAACUCCUUUGAACUGAUGUUUGACACCAUCGAUGGAGACAUCAUCAUCGACAGGGACUACUUUAGCACCAAGGAGGAACAAUUUCGUCAGGUGUUUAAGGAGCUGGACUUCUUAGGCUGGUACACUACAGGAGGAGAUCCUUCUGAGGCUGACAGGAAAGUACACAGACAGGUUUGUGAGAUAAAUGAGAGCCCCAUCCUACUGAAACUCAAUCCCAUGGCCCGACACACAGACCUCCCAGUGAGUAUAUAUGAGUCAGUGAUUGACCUUGUGAAAGGCGAGGCGACCAUGUUGUUUGUGGAGCUGCAGUACACGCUGGCUACGGAGGAGGCUGAGCGGAUAGGGGUGGACCAUGUCGCCAGGAUGUCCAACGCCGACACAUCUGAUAGCUCCACAGUUGCUGAACACCUGGUUGCCCAGCACAGUGCCAUCAAGAUGUUACACUGUCGGGUCAAAAUCAUCCUGGAGUACAUCAAGGAUGUUCAAAGAGGGGCGGUACCAAGGAACCAUGAGAUCAUGCGUGAGGCCUACAGUCUGUGCCACCGACUACCUGUACUGGACACACCUAACUUCACUGGAGACUUCUAUAAUCAAUGUAAUGACGUGAGCCUGAUGGCUUACCUGGGGGCCAUCACUAAAGGCUGCAACACCAUCAACCAGUUUAUCAACAAGUUCAGCCUGCUGUACGACCGACCAGGCAUGGGCCGGCGCAUGAGGGGGCUGUUCUUCUGAUGGGAUCUAUGACGGGGGUCAGAAGAUAGAGGGGGGAAGGUGUCCUUCUGAUGUGUUUGACAACUGGGGGGUCAGAAGAGGGGGUGUUGUUCUCUGGAACUGGAAAUACUGCGUAUUGGGCCGAGUUGACCAGAUUUUCGAUGGUGUGAGUCGUCCUGAUUCUGAUUGCUACAUACUUUAUGUGACCAGGCCUUUAGUGAGGUAAUUACAUGACAUUGUAUAUUGGAGUCUAUCUACACAUAACCUGCACCAGCCCUGUACUAGGUUCUCAGCUCUAAGUCAAUACUGUUUAACAGGGAACAUCACUUUGGCCGUAGUGACGUACAUGUUGUGCUUUAUCGUGGGCCCUAUCCUGUGUUAAGAAUCACAAAAUUUCUUAAAAUGGGCCAAGAUACUCUUGUAACAUUAAUAUGUUCUAAAGUAAACAGUUGCUAUGGUGGUUCUAGUAUCAUUUUGAAUCUGUUGUACCAUUAGACUGUAUCUGUAAAGCGGGUAAUACUAUACAUUAUAACCACUCCUCAGCAUAUCACACUAGAAACUAAAAGUUCUGUUCAAUUACUGUCUUCUACUGUUACAAAGGAGACCCUGACUGUUUACGCUGUGGAAAAGAAAACACAACAAGAGACUCAGAGGGUGCAAAAGGAAAGUUAAGCUCAUUAAAUUG
Branchiostoma belcheri (Belcher's lancelet) is the source of this 1644-nucleotide messenger RNA. RefSeq names its product COP9 signalosome complex subunit 6-like. Gene Ontology annotation, molecular function: protein binding; metallopeptidase activity. Bases 24 to 980 code for a protein of 318 amino acids. Gene Ontology annotation, biological process: protein deneddylation. Gene Ontology annotation, cellular component: COP9 signalosome. The transcript has 9 exons. NCBI's taxonomy places the organism in Eukaryota, Metazoa, Chordata, Leptocardii, Amphioxiformes, Branchiostomatidae. The record is from RefSeq and is a predicted model, not a curated record.